This is a messenger RNA of Bursaphelenchus okinawaensis, 2966 nucleotides long. The record is from the annotation of a GenBank genome assembly. NCBI's taxonomy places the organism in Eukaryota, Metazoa, Nematoda, Chromadorea, Rhabditida, Aphelenchoididae.
AUGUCUUCUGUUCUGAGCUCCUUUUUCUCGCGUGAUCCUAAAUCCAACUUUCCUUAUGAGCUGCCAAAUGAUUUUUUUGCUCGAAAAGAUGGUAUUUGUAUGGGUCAUAGCUUCAGAAAGGUAAGGUGUCACUUUUAGGUAGAAUUAAAAUUUUCUUAACUUUACUUAUUUUAAUAAUGUUGAACUGUGAUUUUUAAUAACGUUUACUUCUAGGCGGAUCCAAAUUUUAAAGCUACAGUUUUUUGGACGAACAAUAACGUGUCUACCUUGAGGAUACAGACGCAGAAGUUGAAGACGAUAAGGCAUCCUAAUGUUCUCACGUUUUUGGAUAGUUUAGAGGUUGUUUCCAAUUAUUUUUUCUUGUUUUAGGUCGAUAUUUGUCUUCUGGUAAAGCCACUGACGUAGGUCACGCAAAUUUUAUAGUGCCUAACUUCUGUUAGAUACAUAACAUUGUUUGGCUUAUAUUUAAUUACAAUAACUAUAAGCUAUUUCAGAGUGAUAAUGCAUUUUACCUGGUAACAGAACCGUGUGUUCCUAUAGCUACGUAUUUUGAAGAGAAUCAGCUUGAUGAAUCGAAGAAAGAGCUUAUUGUAUCUUGGGGAUUGUAUCAGAUGUUGAACACUUUGAAGUUUUUGCAUAAUGAAGCUAAAAUAUCCCAAAAUAAUAUUGAAACUUCAAUUUAUGUCACGGAAAGCGGAGAUUGGAAAUUAAGCGGGUUUCAGAACACGGAGACGUUUAGGUAAUAAAGGUUCAUACUUUUUUUAUCAUUCUUACUUCGUUUUACUAUUUUUUUUUGGUUUCAGUUCACCAAAAGCCGAUUUAAACCAGUUAGCGAACGUGAUCUGGCAAGUAUUCAACGGGUUCAAUCAAUCGCCGCCUGGGACGAAGACUCUAACAAAAAUACCUCGAAGGCUUCAAGGAUUAUUUAAGAAGUUGGAUUCAAAAGGGAAAACAUUUUCUGCUGAGGAUUUGUUGGCAGGUAAGACUCUAAAGACCUGAUUUUAUGUUUUUUCUGACUACUGUCUAUUAUUACUCUAGUUCAAUCACAGUAAGCUGAUGUGUUAAUCAUCAUUUACUUCAGAGUCAAAAUCAAGUGGAGGAUUCAUGAAGAACAAGUUUGUGGACACUUUGUUAUUUUUGGAAGAGUUUCAACUGAAAGAUUCAGCUGAAAAAUUAGCAUUCUUCAUGAGUUUGAAGGACAAUUUGGGGCUGUUUCCUGACAAUAUUGCCAAGUAUAAGUUGCUGCCAAAACUUAUACAUGUAAGUUUUUUAUUUUAUUAAAAUUAAGGUUUUUUAUGUUUUUUAUUCAAGUUUUAUGAUUAAAAAUCUGAGUUUAAUUUUUUUCUAAUUCUCAGACAUACGAAUACGGUGACGCUGGGUCACAUAUUUUGGUACCAAUGUUCAAAUUGGGCAGACUGUUAGACGAAAACGAGUAUCAGACAAGGAUAGUACCAUCUUUGGUAAAAUUGUUUAGUUCUCCCGAUAGAAGUACUAGAGUUAGGUUGUUGGAGAAGAUUGAUGAGUUUGCUCCGCAUUUGAACCAACAAGUUGUCAAUGAGAAGAUCUAUAGGUAAGUCUAUUGUCUUUUGAUUUUUGAAGUUACAUACAUGGUGUAAAUAGAUCAAAAUGGCUUUUUAGUUUUAUCUUAUUAUUAAAUCCUGACUCAAAAAUGUUCCAGCAAUCUGAUAACCGGCUUUAUGGACACAAACCCUACGGUGAGAGAAAGCACGGUAAAAGCCAUCGUCGUAUUCGCGGAGAAGUUGAAUUACAAUAACCUGAACGUAGACCUUAUGAAGUAUCUCGCCAGGCUACAAGGGUCAGAUGACCAACCUUCUAUCAGAACCAAUACCACAAUAUGUUUGGGUAAAAUAGGAUGUUACUUGGAUCCGUCUCAUCGACAACGGAUUCUGAUCAACGCUUUUACUCGAGGAUUAAAAGAUCCAUUCCCGCCCGCACGGAUGGCUGGAGUGUUGGCGUUGUCAGCUACACAACAAUUCUACAGUCUGGCAGAAGUAGCCAGCAAAGUAAUGCCUGCUUUGUCACCAUUGUUCGUGGAUGUUGAUAAACAAGUGAGAGAAUUUAAAUUUCUUGUUGUUACCUUUUUUUUGAAAUUUCUAUUAUAGGUGUUUUAUAAUCAUUUAUUUUUAGGUAAGAGACCAAGCUUUUAAAGCGUUUAAAAACUUUUUGGAAAAAUUGGAGAAGGCCAGUGAAAACCCUGACUUGAUUCCAGAAUUCGAAGCUCAAGUUAAGAGUGGCGGAAAGGGAUCGAUCUUGAGCACGGAUAAGGUUUGUUUCUUUGACUUAAUUCAUAAACACUCUUGUUUAUUUUAAAUGUUAUAUUUUAACCCUAUAUUAACUUUCAGUGGGCUGGCUGGGCACUUAAAGCUCUAUCAGGGAAGUUUUACAAAGGUGCGGUACCCCCACCACCAGCACCAAAUCAACCAGACGCUCCAGGGAAUCAAAAUUCAACACCUUUACAGCAAAAUAAACCCGCUCAACCGACGCCACCUAGAUCUAAUUCUCCGGCCUUUGUAGACGCUUCAUCUAAACCUCCAUCUUCUCGAGGAUCUACUACAUCUUCACCAGAACAAGCUACAAAGCUACCUAACUUAGGUCAUUUGUCCAGUGUUCAAGCCAAACCAGCCAAGAAGCCAUUGGUCUUGAAGAAGGUUGAGAAGAAAGAUGGAUUUCUUGAAGAUGGAGGAGGCUGGGGGUUGGACGAAGAUUUCAACGAGUUUAGUGUAUCCGAACCUAAGAAUGAAUGGGGUACCGGCAAACCUACAACAACAUCAAAAUUGGCCGCAAAGCCAAAGCCGAUCAGUAAAUCGGUUGUCAAAGCACAAGCUAAGCCUACAUUAUCACCAGUGAAGCCCGCUUCAAUCCCUGCGAAGCCAGCUGCCAACAAAUUCGCGGUGAAAGAAGAGUCUUUAUACGACAGUGAUGAUGAUUGGGAUACGCAAUGGUGA